CUCUCUCUCUCCGCUCCGCCGUCUCCUCCUGAGUCCCGCAGCCGAAUCCAGAGCUCCAUCGCCGGGGGACCGAUCGGGCAGCGUACCGAGCUCCCGCUGCAGUCAUGGCGGCGCCGUUAGCCCACUUCGACGAGGACUGGCAGGACUUCAACGAAUUCAAGGCGUCCUCGGCCGAGUCCGCCGACCACCUGGACCUGCUCAACUCCAAUGUGGGCGACCCGUCGUCGGGCCUGGACGAUUUCUCCGACCUGGACCGCAGCUUCUCCGGGGAGAUCUGCAGCUUCAAGUCCAUGGAGGACCUCGUCCACGACUUCGACGAGAAGCUGACAGUGUGUUUCCGGAACUACAACACGGCGACGGAGAACAUCGCGCCCAUCAAACCCAUCUCGGAGGACAGCUACCUGAAAGACGACGAGGUGUGGAACGCUCUGACAGAUAACUAUGGCAACGUGAUGCCUGUAGACUGGAAGACAUCGCACACUCGCUCCCUACACCUGCCCAUCCUCAACCUCACAGACCAUGAGAAGUUGGACAACCAGUCUCUUGAUCUGUCUGACGACGAGGAGCUGAGGGAGCAGAUGGAUAUGCACUCAAUCAUCGUCUCCUGCAUCAACGACGAGCCGCUCUUCACAGCUGAACAGGUGAUAGAGGAGAUAGAAGAGAUGAUGCAGGAGUCUCCAGACCCAGAGGACGAUGAGAGUCCCUCCCAGUCCGACCUGUCCAUGCUCUCUCAGGACCUCCACGCCCUGAAACGCUCCAGCUCCAACACCAGCUACGAGGACCGGCUGCGUCAGCUGUCUGUUUCUGAACUGACUGAGACUCUGGAGGAAGUGGAAACAGCCAUUCGCCGCUACAGCGAGGAGCUGAUCCAGGCUCUGGCCCUGAGAGAUGAACUGGAAUAUGAAAAGGAGGUGAAGAACAGCUUCAUCUCGCUGCUGAUCGACGUGCAGAACAGACAGAAGGAGCACCGCGACCUGCUGCGCAAGAAGAAGAAAAUCCGAAGUACGACUACGACCUCGCCCAACGGCCAGAGGACAACCAGCACGCACAUACAUGGCACGCUCCUCACUUUGGAGGGACUCUCCAAUGUCAUUCAAAAUGGUCUCCGUCAAACUUUUGGCAACACAGGAGGGGACAAACAGUACCUGACCACAGUAAUCCCUUAUGAGAAGAAAGCUGGUUCCCCGUCAGUAGAAGACCUCCAGAUCCUCCAGAAGAUCCUCCAUGCCAUGAGGGACGACAGCGAGAAGGUACCUGCUCUGCUCACAGACUACAUUCUCAAAGCUCUGGUAUGAGAGCAGUGGAAACUGAGUUCUUUGUCCCACGUAAAAGCCAAAGGCAAAGCCUCAUGUUUCCAGGACCUUCCACUGGACCAUCAGAAGAGGAUUGAUCUGGUAAUCUGGAAGAAUCCAGACGAUGGAUUCAAAUCCAAACCUUCCUCCCAAUUUUUCACAACAUAGACUUUUCUUCCUUGUGGUAUUUUUUUUUUUCACUCUGCCACAUCGUUGAUCCUUAAAUUUUAACUCUAGAUAUAACUCCCUGCUUUGUAGAGUUAUUUUUAAUCCUUUAAUUUUUUCUACGACCUUCUAUUUCCUGACUGCACGAUGACUUGUCUAAUGAUGCCAGUAAUCAGUAUUAGUUUGAACACCUCACUUCCUGAUUGGCCAGUGGCUCUUGAAUGAUGAAGGGUCAGGGAAACAUGUCAGUGUUUUGAAUUUUUUGCCUUUUUUGAUUCUGUGUGAGGGAAGUGUUCCAUUUGUUUUGUAUAUUUAAUUAAUUUGAAUCUGUCUGGUUCAGUCCUUGCACAGAAAACAAAUACUGGUUGAAUCUCCGGAUGUUAAAGAGCCAGGCGAGUCUUGGUAUUAAUUAUAAAUCCUGUUUUUCCUGCUUGGAAAACCUAAAGUAAGCCCUUUAAUAUCAAAAAUCAAAAAUCGUAGCCCCACCUGUGUUUGCAUGUCAGUUUGAAGAUAAUACUCAAUAUAGGCUGUUAUUUUGAAUGUUAAAAUGAAAUAUUUUGUAUACUAUCAUUGCACAGUUUUGGGAAUGUUUCACUUUUUAAAAAAAGGGAACAAAGUAAUUAGACUUAAGAAAGUGAUUGCUGGAUGAACAAACAUGUAAAGAAUAUUUUUGGAUAAGGAGGUUUUUUAAAUGAGAUUAGGGACUUGCCAGUCGCCACUUUUGUGACCACGUCACAACAUCAUUAUGUAAAUGCUGCCCGUUGACCUCUGAACCCUCGAGUAGUGAUCCCAUCCCAGAUAUCUUCAUCACCUCCCGGGAGUCAUCAUCGCACGAGUCUGCAGAUACCUCAUGUUUUGCAUUUUUUUUUUUGCAUCUGGUUGUAUCGUUGGAUAAAUAAUGUAGUUAAGGUUUUUUCAGAUAUGAUAAUUGUGUAGCUUCUAUUAUAAGUUAGCUUUCUCUCUAUCUGUUAGCCCUUAAACUGUUCUGUAAACUUUAGGGAUAUUGUAGUAGCACUUAAGUCACUGUAAGUGGUCUGGUCGUGUAGUAGUGGACUAUGUGAUGGGUGUUCUUUAGAGUGUGUCUCACUAGAUAAGCGUUAGACGAAGCUUAGGAACUUAGGCGAGUGGCGCAGAAAACAUGUUCCACUGCAUUUGUAUCAUCUUGUAUCCCGUUCCAUCUACUUAUCAGUCAGCAUGUGAAUUAGAAUUGAAAGAGCCAUAAAGGGACUCUCCACUAGUUUUCACACUUCUCAAACAAAAAACUAAACAAGAGGAGCUUUGUCAAAGUUGAGACUUCAUCUUUAUUGCAUAAAAAUAUCUCUGCUUGGGCUUAAAACCACAAAAUGUAUAACUAACUAUUGACUGAUUAAAACUCAGGGCAUGGAGAUUGAAGAGUCUAACAAAAACAUGCCAUCAAGUUGCAUUGUGGUAAACGUAGUGUCAAUGUGAUGGACUAAAAAUCAGGGUAUCUCAUCCUCGGCCUCAUCAGUUUUGACCCCUUUGUUUUUAGUGCAUGUCUGGCCCAAAGACUCUAUAUAAAGAUGGCCGACGCAUCUCCACUUUCUCCCACUAUCUAGAAAUGAAGCCCAAAUACCCUGGAUACUGCCUGCAUGCGCCGAUGAUGUCGUCCAUCUUUAGAAAAGACCCAUGGUCUUGCCACACGUCUUGUCUUAGUUUUAUUACAGUGAAACAUUAAAUCACUGGAGCGCCCCCUUUAAAACCACGGAACACCAACACUAGCGCUGCACAUCAUGUCAUGCACUCAGUUGGUACAGUGACAUUCAAAUCACCAGCUACUACAGGUGAACCACACUCUGUCGGAUCAGGUCCAGUCGAGCUCUCAGGUACGAUCGUACACGUAAGAGGUUUACAAUCUUGUUUAGAACGCUACUGAGUCUGUGUUUCUGACAUUGUGACAGCUAAACGGCAACUUUGUGCUCUUUUGCCCACUACAUCUCAUUUUAAACAGCCGGAGCAGAUGGAGGCGAUCAUGGUAGCCUCUUGACUAAAUCAGGGUAGCAUUACACAUGUGGAAUACGUCACAUUUGUUUGAAACAGUUCUGAAAGCCCUUGACUAUAGUAGUAGUAGUUGUAGUAGUUGUAGUAGUACUGUAGGUGUAGCCAGCAGUUUAAUGACAUGUACGACGGCCUCUCAGUAGCAUCUGCUUGUUGUAGCAGUAACAGUUAGUGACGAUAACAAAGUUGUACCAUAAGAGGAAAAAAAGGGCAGACGAGGAAGAAAAAGGGGGCGAUAAAGAUAAACAUUGCGGAUGUUGGGGAAGAUUGCACAAAGGGUUGACUUUUAUUAUUUUGUAAAGGAUGACAAAAGUUCCUCGUGCUAUGUUUAACUAUUUAUAUGUACUGAUGCCAGCUUUGAAAACAUUCACAGCCUAGCAUGUGCUGCAUGCACUUUACUGCUGCAAACACAUUCUUAAUCAUUAAUAAUGUUAUUUCUGUUUACGGAUAUUUUGUGCACGUUGGAAGGUUUGAGGAUUUGAAAUAGGGAAAAGAAAAACUCGAGGGUGAUUCACGAGCCUUUUUAACAAAACAUCACUCAGCUGAUCAUAAUCUGGUCGAUAGAAAAUUUCAGAGAAAAUAGAUUCGACACCGACUUUGUAAAUGAACUUUAAAUUUUCUAAUGAAAUGGCCGUCAGCGUGGAGGUCACUGCCGGAUCUCGUCACUGCAGGAACUAAUCUCGGGCCGGAGCCGCUCUCCUGGCCUCCUCUUAGCAGACAUAUCAGUGUAUCUACAAUUUAGAGAUUUAUAUUUAUAUAUAUGUACGACAGAACAAGCAACAGAAAAAAAAAAAGGAGGCUGCCUUUGUAAAUGCCUGAAACCUUUUUGUACUUCAAAACUAGUUCCUGUUUUUGUUUUUAAUGCAAUAUAAUUCCCCCGUUUGGGGUUUUGUGUUUACUGUCUUGUGUGGUACUGCAGUAUAUUAAUUUAUUAUGUAAAUGUUCAUUUUGUAACCUUACUGGUGACUGUAAUGGUGCAAGUGUUUGUGCCCACAUUGCAUUGCAACUCAUUUCAAAUAAAUUGAUAUGUGAAGACUUGAA
Hippoglossus stenolepis (Pacific halibut) is the source of this 4514-nucleotide messenger RNA. RefSeq names its product fasciculation and elongation protein zeta 2b (gene fez2b). The transcript has 11 exons. The record is from RefSeq and is a predicted model, not a curated record. NCBI's taxonomy places the organism in Eukaryota, Metazoa, Chordata, Actinopteri, Pleuronectiformes, Pleuronectidae. Gene Ontology annotation, cellular component: axon; cytoplasm. The coding region runs from base 105 to 1295 and encodes 396 amino acids.